Molecule: messenger RNA, 906 nt
Organism: Fraxinus pennsylvanica
Lineage: Eukaryota; Viridiplantae; Streptophyta; Magnoliopsida; Lamiales; Oleaceae
Source: the annotation of a GenBank genome assembly
AUGGUGACUUCGUCGAGCAAAGUUCCACGGAAGAGGAUCUACAUCUUCGGCCAAAAUUCAUUGAAUCCUAGAAAGAAAUCCCUCAAUUCUCAAAUACGGUGGAGGGAAGAGAGAGAGCUAGAGGGUAUUUCCCGAAUGGUUACAACCCUCGAUGUUUAUAUUUCUGCGGAGGAGAAAAUAAAUGGUGAAGGGAAUUGGUAUGGGAUUCUUGGUGUGAACCCUCUAGCUGAAGAUGAGAAAAUACGGAAAAAGUAUAGAAAACUGGCUCUUCUGCUUCAUCCCGAUAAGAACAACUCUCUUGGGGCUGAUGGGGCAUUUAAGCUAGUGUCGGAAGCCUGGAGUUUGCUCUCAGAUAAAUACAAGAGAUUAGCAUAUGACCAGAGGUCCGGUACGAAAUUCCAGCCAGGAAAUCGGGCGAAAAAUGGGUGUACAUCCACACCAUCCAAGGACAAUGGAUUUUACAAGUUUGUGAAAACUGCAGCUUCAAGAAUGAGGGUUUCAAAAGGUAAUUUUGUGAAGAAGGAUGCCUCCUCAUCUGUUCAUUCACCACCUAGUAAGAAUGAAACCAAGCAACCAUCAUUUGGGUUCAAUAUUAAGAACUCGUCCAAUCACAGCAACUCCCGGUGGACUCCUUUCUCUGAGACAACUAGUGCUGCUACAGCUGUUCAAGCAGCACAUAUGGUUCAGCACGCGUAUGAAAGAGUAAGAAAAGAACGUGAGAAAGCACAGGCUGCCACGAGAAGAGAAGAGGCAAGGAGAAGGAAAAAUCAUUCCUCCAAAACAAGAAUUGAAGCUGAAUCUGGGCACUCCAAUUCAGUGAAAAGAAGAAAAGGAGUCGAAUAUUGUGGUACAAGCAAGUACAAAAUGGAUCCAGUGAGUGGAAAAGGCAAGAGAGAAAGUACCUAA